Osmia lignaria (orchard mason bee) is the source of this 2098-nucleotide messenger RNA. RefSeq names its product CTP synthase (gene Ctps). Gene Ontology annotation, biological process: pyrimidine nucleobase biosynthetic process; CTP biosynthetic process. Gene Ontology annotation, cellular component: cytoplasm; cytoophidium. The record is from RefSeq and is a predicted model, not a curated record. Gene Ontology annotation, molecular function: CTP synthase activity; identical protein binding. NCBI's taxonomy places the organism in Eukaryota, Metazoa, Arthropoda, Insecta, Hymenoptera, Megachilidae.
UAGUGGCGCUAAAUCUUUUAAUUCUGCCAGUGUAUGUUCACAUAUUUAAGAAGAGAUACAUUCUCAUUGGAUCUGAAUAACAUUCAAUAAAAUCAAGAAACUUUGAAUAACCGACGUGCAUCAAAAGCCAAGCACGGAUCAAUAGACACAUCUAGUGUGAAAGAAUUAUCACGUAAAAUAUGAAAUACAUCUUAGUAACUGGUGGUGUAAUAAGUGGAGUCGGUAAAGGUGUUAUUGCGAGUUCCUGUGGUACUAUGCUUAAACACUGCGGUAUUCGGGUAACGUCUAUUAAGAUAGAUCCUUAUAUAAAUAUAGAUGCUGGAACUUUCUCCCCGUAUGAACAUGGAGAAGUAUACGUUUUGGAUGAUGGUGGAGAAGUAGAUCUUGAUCUAGGAAAUUAUGAACGUUUUCUAGAUGUUACUUUACAUAGAGACAACAAUAUCACUACAGGGAAAAUUUAUCAACAUGUGAUCUCAAAAGAAAGACAUGGUGAUUAUUUGGGAAAAACAGUUCAAGUGGUACCUCAUAUAACAGAGGCUAUCCAAGAAUGGGUUGAACGUGUUGCAAACCAGCCGGUAACAGAAAAUAGCGAUCAGCCUGAUGUAUGUAUUAUUGAAUUGGGUGGAACUAUAGGAGACAUUGAAGGAAUGCCAUUUGUAGAAGCUUUUAGACAAUUUCAGUUUAGGGUGAAAAAAGAAAACUUUUGCUGCGCUCAUGUAUCCCUAGUGCCACAACCAAGAUCAACAGGAGAACCAAAAACAAAACCAACUCAGUCCAGUGUGAGAGAAUUACGAGGUUUAGGAUUAUCACCUGACCUCAUAGUUUGUAGAUCAGAAAAGCCAAUAGAUGAUUCUGUGAAAGAAAAAAUUUCAAAUUUCUGUCACGUUGCUCCAGGACAGGUCAUAACUGUUCAUGAUUUAUCAUCGAUAUAUCGAGUACCUCUGUUAAUGGAAUCUCAAGGGGUCAUUGAAUUCUUAAAUGAAAGAUUACAAUUAAAUAUUGGAAUGCCACGACCAAGAUGUUUUAUGCGAAAAUGGAGAGAUUUAGCCGACCGUAUUGAUCACUUACGAAAGGAAGUGAAUAUUGCAUUAGUAGGAAAAUAUACGAAACUAGAAGAUUCCUAUGCAUCGGUUACAAAAGCAUUGCAACAUGCGUGUAUUCAAGCUGGUUAUAAACUUAAAUUAACGUAUAUAGAGGCUGAUAAUUUAGAACACACUAUGAAAACAACAGAUCCUGUAUUGUAUCACGAAGCUUGGCAACAACUUUGUAAAAGCAAUGGCGUUAUAGUACCAGGUGGUUUUGGCAAAAGAGGCAUGCAAGGAAAAAUGGAAGCAUGUAAAUGGUGUAGAAUAAAUGAUAAGCCGUAUUUAGGUAUUUGUUUGGGGUUACAAGUAGCGGUCAUUGAAUUUGCAAGAAACGUCUUGGGCAUUGAGGACGCCAAUAGCAUAGAAGUUGAUCCGCAAACUGAUCAUCCUCUUGUUAUAGACAUGCCAGAACAUAAUCCAGGUCACAUGGGUGGAACCAUGAGACUUGGAAAAAGACGUACUAUAUUUACAGACGAUAAUUCUAUUAUAAGACAAUUGUAUAAUAAUAAGGAGUAUAUAGAAGAAAGACACAGACACAGAUAUGAGAUUAAUCCAAAAUAUAUUGAUGCUUUAGAAGAAGCUGGCCUGAAGUUUGUAGGCCAUAAUGAGGACAAACAACGUAUGGAAAUAGCAGAAUUAAAAGAACAUAGUUACUAUAUUGCUACUCAAUUCCAUCCGGAAUAUUUAUCAAGACCAUUAAAACCUUCACCUCCAUUCUUAGGAUUAAUCUUAGCUAGUGUUGGAAAAUUAAAAUCCUACUUAGCCAGAGGUUGCCGAUUUUCACCCCAUGAUAUCAGCGACAAUGAAUCAGCAGAUAACGAUUGCCUAUAUGAUUCCGUGGCAAAACAAGUAACGAGUGCAACUACUAGUAGAAGUAGUAGCACUACGUCUGCCGUUACUGAUUAACUUUUAUCAUUCAUGUUACGAUAACAAUAUCUUUAAUGAUGAAAAUAUAUUUGUAUGUACAUGUGGUAGGCUGACAAACAAUUUUUAUUCUAAAAAAAAAAAGAUAC